This is a messenger RNA of Gordionus sp. m RMFG-2023, 1268 nucleotides long. Its product is annotated as golgin subfamily A member 2-like. The record is from RefSeq and is a predicted model, not a curated record. The transcript is spliced from 10 exons. NCBI's taxonomy places the organism in Eukaryota, Metazoa, Nematomorpha, Gordioida, Chordodea, Parachordodidae. Bases 30 to 1268 code for a protein of 412 amino acids.
UAAUAACUUUAGUCGUUUCAAUUUUUACGAUGAAUUUAACUGAACGAGAAACUAAAAUAGCUGCUGCAAAACUAAAGCUUGAAGAAUAUAAAUUACGAAAAGACGGACACAUCUUAAAAGAAAAUAAUGGAUAUAUGAAUAGAAAUCCCCCUAUAUUUAUGGGGACUGCAGAAAUAAUUACAAGUUCUAAUGUCGAGCAUAAUGAUGGAUAUACAUAUAACUAUAUAAGCAAUUUAAAUAAUAAAAUCUUAGUGAAUCAUCCACUGGAAGAAAGGAGAGGAUCUUUUAAUAAACAGAAUUCAAUAGUUAAUAGUCUGAGUUCAGAAGAUAUAUCAAAUUUUUCCAAUGAUCAGAUAUAUAUUCACCCUAAUUUUGCAUCAAAAUAUUAUGAGGAUAACCAAAAAUAUUACAAUGAUCUUAACUCUACAAUGCAUAAUAGCAUUCCCCAAAAUACAUUUGCAGAAAAUCAGAAUCAUUUUUAUAGCCAGGAAAACAAGAUUAUCAACAAUAGAGAUAAGGAUGUGAUAAUUGAAAUAAAAGAUUCAUCUAAAAUGACAAAUACUUUGCAGAUGACUCCAGUUUUGAAUGAAAAUAAUAAAAUUUUGCCAAACAAAGAUCAAGAAUUUAUUCAUAGAUUAAAGAAUUAUAAGGAAAAUUUGGAAGCAGCUCUCAAUCUAACUCACAAAUUUGUUGCUAGCCUCUUGGGUUCUCCAGCUGAUUCAACCGAGGUAGUAGAGAGAACGCAUGCCGCUUACGCAUCCGAACUCCGGGACACCCUGAAGGAUUUAAAUCUAUACCUACCCGACGCAGCCGAAAAAGUUCUCGAAGCUUCUCCGACGGAGUUUCAGAUUAAAUUCGACCUAACCUUAAAAGAAAUCGAACAGAAAAAUUUGCUGAUCGAGGAACUGGAGAGAAUCGAACGCGAAAGAAUCAAACAGACCAAAAAUUUAACCCAAAAUAACGCCUCGCUUUCUUUGCUAUUAGACCAAAAAAAAUCCGAAAGCGAAUUUUACCAAAAAAAAUGUGCCGAAUUGGAAAAUUCCCUUCGAAAUUUCCAACAGCGCAUACAAGAAUUGAAGGCCGAUGCCCAGGACGGUAAGAAUUUGCUCAAACAAACCGAAUCUGAUAAAAUCGCCACGAGUAGAGCCCUUGCACAAAAUAAGGCCCUGAAAGCGCGACUGGAGGAACUGGAAAAUAAUUACGUUGUGAAGAUAUUCUCGGAAACCGGAAAGUGCUCGAUUUUUAGAGAAACCCAAGACACGUCUUAA